CGCUGACUUCCUGCAGUUUCUGUGAAGGCAGCACAAAGAAGCAGACUGCUCUUGGCCAGCGGAGUGAAAGCAAUGGAUUCCAAGCUUCAGCGUGUGGCACUAAGUGAUGGUCGCUUCAUUCCUGCACUGGGACUUGGCACUUAUGCACCUGAUGCGGUUCCUAAGAGUGAGGCUGGCGAUGCCACGAAAAUAGCUAUAGAUAUUGGAUACAGGCAUGUUGAUACUGCUUGUGCUUAUGGAAAUGAAAAGGAAGUAGGUCAGGCCAUCCGAAGCAAGAUUGCAGAAGGCGCUGUGAAGAGAGAAGACAUAUUCUUAACUUCAAAGCUUUGGUGCACUUUCUUUCGACCAGAGCUGGUUCGAAAAGGUUUGGAAGAGUCACUGAAAAGACUUCAACUGGACUAUGUUGAUCUGUACCUUAUGCAUUACCCUUUUGGUAUGAAGCCUGGGGAGGAAAUAUUCCCUGCUGAUGAAAAAGGAAAAGUAAUAGUUGAGUCUGUGGAUAUCUGUGCCACUUGGGAGGUCUUGGAAAAGUGCAAGGAUGCAGGACUAGUCAAGUCUAUUGGCGUAUCUAACUUCAACCGCAGGCAGUUGGAGAUGAUUCUGAACAAGCCAGGCCUUAAGUACAAGCCUGUUUGCAACCAGGUGGAAUGUCACCCCUAUCUCAACCAGAGAAAACUGCUGGAUUUCUGCAAGUCCAAAGACAUUGUUCUUGUUGCUUAUUGUGCUCUGGGAUCAAGUCGAGAUCCAAAAUGGGUGGAGCAGAGCGCCCCAGUUCUCUUGGAAGAACCAGUGCUUUGUUCCUUGGCUAAAAAGCACAAACGAAGUCCAGCCCUGAUUGCCCUCCGCUACCAACUGCAACGUGGAGUUGUGGUCCUGGCCAAGAGCUUCAUUGAGAAAGAGCUCAAGGAGAAUAUUCAGGUAUUUGACUUUCAGUUGUCUUCAGAAGACAUGAAAGCUCUAGAAGGCUUGGACAAAAACUUCCGAUAUGCUGCUGCUGAUUUCGGCAUCGGACAUCCAGAUUAUCCAUUUGCUGAUGAAUAUUAAUGCCGAGGCUGUUUUCACGGUUUCUACUACAAGUUCCUGCAAGUGCACCAUAGUACAAUGAACAUCUCAUGUGCUGCUGACAGAGCAUCAAUUUUUGCUUAAUCAAUC
Ochotona princeps (American pika) is the source of this 1152-nucleotide messenger RNA. Its product is annotated as prostaglandin-E(2) 9-reductase-like. Lineage: Eukaryota; Metazoa; Chordata; Mammalia; Lagomorpha; Ochotonidae. Gene Ontology annotation, cellular component: cytosol. The transcript is spliced from 9 exons. Gene Ontology annotation, biological process: steroid metabolic process. Bases 73 to 1044 code for a protein of 323 amino acids. Gene Ontology annotation, molecular function: steroid dehydrogenase activity; ketosteroid monooxygenase activity; aldose reductase (NADPH) activity. The record is from RefSeq and is a predicted model, not a curated record.